AUGGAAAAUAUAGAUCUAAAGAAGUUUUAUAAAAAAUUUGAGAAAGGAUGUUAUAAUGAUGUGGGUACGUUGCAUUUCUGCUCUCCAGUGGAAAAUUCAGAAAGUAUUAGUAAUAAAGUUAGUGACACAUAUUACAAAAUUUAUGCUAUUAAAACAAAAUUCUCACCAUCUCAAAAUAUAUUUACAAUAGAAGAAAUAGAAUCACCUAAAUAUUGUAUAUAUUUCAAAUAUUGGUUUUACGAUCAAAUAAUAAACUAUGAACUUGAUGAUACAGAACUAAUGAAACUAUUUGAUCUAAAAGGAAGGCUAUACUUAGAUGGUAUUUUCCCUUGCAAAUUUAAUAUUAAAGAUUUAGAAGAAAUAAAAAAAGUAAGGUUGUUGCUUUACUAUUUAUUGAAUUGUGCUGUUAGCACAACUAGUGCUCCUAUAUAUAACAUAUUCUGCUCUUAUGGAUUAUCGAAAUGUCUUAAUGAAGUUAUUGAUUUAUACAAUAUUAGAACAAAAUGCGAUACGAUCUACCAUGAUAAUUUAUGCAAAGAAUUAAAUGAAUAUUAUCAGGCUACUAGGAUUGAGAGGUUACCUAUGUUUGAAUGUGAUGAAGGCAUAGGAACACCCGUGUAUAAUUCACUACAGGAGGAAACUCCCGCUAAUAUCGUAUUGCAAGAAAGAAUUCUUCCAGAAAGUGGAAAUUCUUUAGUUCGUAAGAGUAUAAUCGCCACUAUAUUAAUAUUUGGAUUACUCUUCAUUUUUUUUGUUUUACAUAAAGUUACACCAUUUAAACGUCAUUUACGUGAUACAUUUUUAAAGAAGAGAAAAAUAGAACACAAACAGAAAGAAGAGCAAAACGAAUUUGCUGAGUACAUGUCAGAAUAUGAUAAUAUGAAAAAUUUCAAAGAUGAGCAUCAAUUGUUAUUCUAUGUUUCGUAA
Messenger RNA from Plasmodium gonderi, 927 nucleotides. RefSeq names its product variable surface protein. The record is from RefSeq and is a predicted model, not a curated record. NCBI's taxonomy places the organism in Eukaryota, Apicomplexa, Aconoidasida, Haemosporida, Plasmodiidae. Bases 1 to 927 code for a protein of 308 amino acids. The transcript is spliced from 2 exons.